CAUUUUGCUGUGCUUCGCGGCCUUGGGCCGGUGCCACGAGGCCACCCUCGUCGCCGUGGGUGCCUGCGGCCUGUGCAGCUCCGAAAGAGUCGCGCCUCGGAGGUGCCUCCCGCCUCUUGGACAGCCCCUGCUCUCUCGCUCCCGUGGGCCGAUCUGCAGGGCAUUUUUUGCGGUCAGGCUCCGCGCCCGCGCCGCGCUCCCAUCAGCCCGCAGGGCCGAGCCAGGGUGCGCCCCGCGCGCCUGCCGGGCAUGGUCGCCGCCGGAGGAGAGCACACGGUGCUGCUCAGGAGCGACGGCACGGUGGUGGCCUGCGGCCGGAAUGGUCCAGGCCAGUGUGACUUCCAAGCGCUCGCAGGAGGCCUGACCCACGUGCAAGUUUCUGCAGGAGGAGAUCAUACAGUCCUGCUCCUGAGCGACGGCUCUACAGUGGCCUGUGGCCGAAAUGAGUUCGGCCAGUGCGACCUCCCAGCGCUGGUUGGAGGCCUGACGUUUGUUCAAAGUGCCGCCGGAGGAGAUCAUACGGUCCUGCUCAGGAGCGACGGCUCUGCCGUGGCCUCUGGCGACAAUGACUUCGGCCAGUGCGACCUACCACUGCUGGUCGAAGGUCUGACUUUUGUUCAAUGUGCUGCGGGGGGAGGGCAUACAGUCCUGCUCAGGAGCGAUGGCUCUGCAGUUGCUAGUGGCAACAAUGACUUCGGCCAGUGCGAAGUCCCACCGCUGGUCGGAGAACUGCGUUACGUGCGGGUUGCUGCUGGAGGUGACCACACAGUGUUUAUCAGAAGCGACGGCGCUGCGGUGUCCUGCGGCCUAAACAAUUUGGGCCAGUGCGACGUCCCAGUGCUUGUUUCAGGCCUGACUUAUCUACGGGCUGCCGCCGGAUUUAAUCAUACACUUCUGCUGAGGAGCGACAGUAUUGUAGUUGCCUGCGGCUGUAAUCAUUUCGGCCAGUGCGACCUUCCAGCGCUGGUUGGAGGCCUGGCUUACUUACAAGUUGCUGCUGGAGGAGAUCAUACAGUCCUUCUCAGGAGCGACGGCUCUGCCGUGGCCUGUGGCGACAAUGACUUCGGCCAGUGCGACCUCCCGGCACCAGUUGGAGGCCUGGCCUACACGGCGCACCUGCUGCCAUCUCUUCUGCUGCAGGCAUCCCUCGAUGGCGACUCGAUUGCCUUUGUGACCCUCGCUGGCGUGGAGCGUUGCCGAGUCAGCGCGGCGCCGCUCACUCGCCUCGCGGCGGUGCGAGGCCACCUGUUGGCUGAGCUUCGAGCGGGCAGGCUGGGAGCUGGAACUGGGGGAGCAGAGUGCACCAGAGGCCCAGCGGUUGGACUGGCGGUGUGCCUCCACCGAGGGAAUAUGCUCUCGAUCUCUGCGACAGUGGCAAUAUUCGGGGGCUUCUGAGUGGCCGAAAUAUUUCCACCAGCGCCAGAAUCUGGGGUCAUCUUCUCCCGGUGGAGGCAACAUCCAGUGUUGGUGUUGGUGCUCACCUCCAACGAACCUCUCCUGGGGCGCGUUCUGAGCUGGCUUUCGGGGCGAGUCCGGCCGUGGCGACGGAAGCUCUCCAGGAUGAGCAGCGGUAUCGGUACCAGUCCUCCAUUGAUCUUCCCAGACGUGCGUUGUCCUGACUUCUCCAGUACGGGGCCCCCCGAAGUCCUGAAUCUUUCCCCGGGGCCAGUUUUUCAUUCCGAGUUUCUCUUUGAUGGUCCCGGGGCCUGGGCCCAACACGACCGAAAACCCCCCUUUCGAUUUUUUCCCUGGAGGACUUGCGCGGGUCGACGCCGUCCUCCCGGGGGGCCGGCGGCUGAGCGCCGCCCCGCUGGCAGAGACCGUCGCAGCCGCCUUCGGGCUGCGUCGCCUCCGGGUGCGCGGCAAGCGCCCAGCCUCCGCGUACGGCGGCGAGCGGGACGCCGUGCAGCGCCGCCGCUGAAAAGACAAGAA
Prorocentrum cordatum is the source of this 1932-nucleotide messenger RNA. NCBI's taxonomy places the organism in Eukaryota, Dinophyceae, Prorocentrales, Prorocentraceae. The record is from the annotation of a GenBank genome assembly.